CUCGUUGGGUUUUUCUCAGCUUUUUAUCUGCAUUUCGGAGCUUUUAACCUACGGAAAUGACACUGAGUAUCGGUUUACUGUAUUUAACCUGGCUGACCUUUUCACCGGUCAUGUCGCUAUUCGAUGCACUGGAUUGUGUGGCGUUUAAUACACUGCACUGCAAAGCCGACUGUUCCAAUAUUCCAACAAAAUUAGAUUGCGAAUCUGUUGUUGACGAUGAAUUGCAUCAGUUGUUGACUCAAUACAGCAACAUCACAAGUACACCUUUGCGUCUUACAAUAAGAAAGUCCGCAGAUUUACAUCUAAGUCAGAAUUUAUUUGCUCCGGUUGUCAAUCAACUAUGGGAUUUACGCAUCGAAUCCGACACGAUCAUCAAUGAAAUCCCUAGCGGAUCCUUUAAUGGCCUAAAAAAUGUGCGAUUCUUAGAUUUGUCCGGUAAUAAAAUCGCGCAUCUACAUGCCGAAGACUUUGCCGGUCUUAAUCAGAUACGCGGUAUAAAACUGGAGAGAAAUCCGUUGAUCCAGAUUGCUGCUGGUGUUUUUGAUGACCUCAACAAUUUAAGGUGUAUCGACUUGGAUGAUAACGCACUAACCUGUGACUGCAGGACAUUAUGGCUGAAAAAAUGGUCCAUAUCACAUCCAAAUUUCUGGGAGGACGAUCAGGAAUUGUAUGAAAACGCCGGUCCAGACCAAGACUGCGAUGGAGAUAUCCCAGAUUGUGAAUACCCUCCCAUAAUGCGUGACAGGAACGUCACCGAAAUCCCUUCCGACAUCUGCGACACGGCCAUAAGUGAUAUGGAAUGCAUGGAACUGCAAACUAGCCACUGCAAGACCUACUGCGACAACUGGACGCCGAUGCAGAUCCAGUGCACCAACGUCGGCUAUGCGGAACUAAAGGGAAUUCUGUCCCGUUACUCUCAACUAACCGAUCGUCCUCUCCGUCUGGACAUCGCCAGAUCGGCUAAUUUGGCGCUGAACACCAGUCUGUGGGAACCGGUAAAGGAUCAGCUAAUCCAUCUACACUUGGACCAUUCCGCUGUUUUGCUCCGUCCGAAUAGCUUCGCCAAUCUGCGCCGCCUGGUGUUUCUGGAACUGAGCGAUGAUGAACUGGCGGUGAUUCCGCGUGGUACGUUCGAAGGAUUAACGGCGCUGAAGGGACUGUCACUGGAUGACAGCAGUGUGGAGCACAUCGACGAAGGUGCCUUUGCCCCGCUGACCAGUCUGGCAUGUUUGAAACUAGAUGAUCACGACGAUCAUGCGAUUGGAUUGUGUGACUGCGAUAUGCAGUGGUUACGCGGAUGGACCAGUAAUCACACGCAGGUGUUCGACGAGAAGGUGCUGAUGUAUGAUUAUGGACUGAAGGUGUUCUGUGACGGGGAUGAUUUAGAUUGUCCAGGGAAGGAGCCCGGGACAUCACAGCAGGACGAUUGCUCAUGAACGAAAGUGCUUAUUAACUAUCUUUAGCUGUAGACAUACCGGUAUUUAUUAGCGACGACUGAAUUGCGGAAGUUAGCGGUAUUGCACAAAACUGACUUUUGUUUAUUGGUUUUACUGUUAAUUAUUUGAAAUGCGAUACAAUCAUUUCUAGUUAAGCCUUCAACUGCUGUAUCGUCCAUUUGAUCAAUCGCUUGACUAUGAACAACUCUAUAUAAAAACUGAA
Messenger RNA from Paramacrobiotus metropolitanus, 1659 nucleotides. RefSeq names its product slit homolog 3 protein-like. NCBI's taxonomy places the organism in Eukaryota, Metazoa, Tardigrada, Eutardigrada, Parachela, Macrobiotidae. The record is from RefSeq and is a predicted model, not a curated record. Gene Ontology annotation, molecular function: protein binding. Bases 57 to 1436 code for a protein of 459 amino acids. The transcript is spliced from 2 exons. Gene Ontology annotation, biological process: cell surface receptor signaling pathway. Gene Ontology annotation, cellular component: plasma membrane.